Sinocyclocheilus rhinocerous is the source of this 4513-nucleotide messenger RNA. RefSeq names its product calcium channel, voltage-dependent, alpha 2/delta subunit 2a (gene cacna2d2a). NCBI's taxonomy places the organism in Eukaryota, Metazoa, Chordata, Actinopteri, Cypriniformes, Cyprinidae. Gene Ontology annotation, cellular component: voltage-gated calcium channel complex. The record is from RefSeq and is a predicted model, not a curated record. The transcript has 40 exons. Gene Ontology annotation, molecular function: voltage-gated calcium channel activity.
ACGAGCCUUCUCCAUCGUCGUCGACAGCUCGGCGUUAACCCCAGUUCGCUUGACUACCGGUUGCGUUUAUCUACCCAGUUUCUUGAAUUUUUAAUGGAAAAUGGCGAUGUUUGCUCAGUCCUCCAGUCUGCUCUGCCUCCUCUCCGUUCAAACUGUGCUGCUCCUCAGCCUCUCCUCACGGGGAACGGCGACGCUCCUCUUUCCUCAGCACUACACGAUGAUGCACUGGGCAGGUCGCAUAGAGAAGGAACUGGAGAAGGUGCUGCAGCUCGUCACUGGAGUCCAGCAAAUGAAAGGAAUUUAUAAUGAGAAGAGAAAUCAGUUUGCUGUGGAGCGAAGUACGCCCAAACAGCUGGUGGAGAAGGUAUCAGGAGACAUCGCCAAACUGCUCAACAGGAAACGCAAAGCACUGGAGAGGUUGGCUAGAGAGGCUGAAGACAUGCAACGAGAGCAUUCAUGGCAAGACGGAAUCAAAGAAAAUGACAUCCAGUACUAUGACUCCAAAGCUGACUCGGAUGUUCCAGAUGAUGUUAAUGGAGAAAACCUCUUGGGAAAUCCAAACUCUCUUUCUUUGGAAUUUGUGGAUGAUCCCAACUUCAAGAAUAAAGUCAACUACUCAUAUACAGCCGUACAGAUUCCUACUGACAUCUACAAAGGCUCUCCCACGAUCCUCAACGAGCUGAACUGGACUCAGUCUCUGGAGAGGGUCUUCAUUGAAAACAGUCGUGAGGAUCCUUCGCUGCGCUGGCAGGUGUUCGGCAGUGCCACCGGAGUCACCAGAUACUACCCAGCCACAAAGUGGAGAGCACCCAACAAGAUUGACCUGUAUGAUGUGAGGAGACGCCCGUGGUACAUUCAGGGAGCUUCUUCUCCAAAGGAUAUGGUCAUCAUCGUAGACGUGAGCGGUAGUGUCAGCGGACUGACCCUGAAGCUGAUGAAAACCUCUGUCAUCGAGAUGCUGGACACACUUUCUGAUGACGACUACAUAAAUGUGGCUCGGUUCAAUGAGAAAGCGUACGCUGUGGUGCCGUGCUUCACAACGCUGGUCCAAGCCAACAUAAAAAACAAGAAGAUCUUUAAAGAGGCUGUGAUGAACAUGCAAGCAAAGGGGACGACAGACUAUAAGACGGGCUUUCAGUUUGCCUUUGACCAGCUGUUAAACGAGACCAGCGCUCCGAGAGCAAACUGCAAUAAGAUGAUAAUGAUGUUCACAGACGGCGGCGAGGAUCGCGCUCAGGACAUCUUUGAGAAGUACAACUGGCCAAACAAAACAGUGAGAGUUUUCACAUUCUCGGUGGGGCAGCACAACUAUGACGUCACUCCUCUGCAGUGGAUCGCCUGCGCCAACAAGGGUUACUACUUUGAGAUCCCUUCCAUUGGAGCCAUAAGAAUCAACACACAGGAGUAUUUGGAUGUUCUUGGACGGCCAAUGGUGCUGGCAGGCGAACGGGCUAAACAAGUGCAGUGGACCAAUGUUUACCAGGAUGCUCUGGGUUUGGGGCUCGUCAUUACCGGCACAAUGCCAGUCUUCAAUCUCACCACUGACGGGGACUCCAAAAAUCAGUUGAUUCUUGGUGUCAUGGGUGUAGACAUCGCCCUCAGUGAAAUUAAAGAACUCACACCGCGGUAUAAGCUUGGAGCCAAUGGUUACACGUUUGCCAUCGAUCCCAAUGGCUAUGUGCUGCUGCACCCCAACCUACAGCCUAAGAUCAUUAACUUCAGAGAGCCGGUCACAUUGGACUUCUUGGAUGCUGAACUUCCAGACCGCAACAAGGAGGAGAUCCGCCGUCAAAUGAUUGAUGGCAAAGCAGGACAGAGGAGAAUCAAGACACUGGUGAAGUCUGUGGAUGAGCAUUACAUUGACGAGGUCCAGAGGACGUACAUAUGGAGUCCAGUGGAGGGCACAGAUUACAGUCUUGGUUUAGUUCUGCCGUCCUACAGUGAAAACCACAUCAAGGCCAACCUGAGCGACCAGAUCCUCCAGGUCCAGUAAAAAGAAGAUUUUUCAAAUUUUAAAUCGCUUGUUCAAAACACUUUUGAGUCAGAGGGACAUGUGUUCAUUGCCCCCAGGGAAUACUGCAAAGACCUGGAGCUGUCCAACAACAACACAGAGUUCCUGCUCAACUUCAUCGCUCUGAUGGAGAAGGUCACGCCGGACUCCAAACAAUGCGACAAUUUCUUGCUGCAUAAUCUGAUCUUGGACACGGGCAUCAUUAAAGAGCUGGUAGAUAAAGUCUGGAAGAACAAGGACCUCAACACGUACGGCUUUAUAACAGUCUUUGCAGCCACAGAUGGAGGCGUCACUCGAGUUUUCCCUAAUAGGGCCUCUGAGACCUGGGAGGAAAAUCCAGAGCCGUUUAAUGCUAGUUAUUACCGUCGCAGUCUGGACAACAAGGGCUACAUUUUUUUUGUUUUAUGUUGUCUAGCCAAUGAUGACAUACUGAAUCCAGAGAACGACACCAUCGGUAUUCUGGUUAGCACUGCAGUGGACAUUACCAUAGGAAUCAGAAACCUCAAACCUGCAGUUGUGGGUGUGAAGCUUGACCUUGAGGCUUGGACUGACAAAUUCAAGAUCCUGGCGAGCAACCACACCAACAGCAACCGACAGAGCUCUCAAACGUGUGGACCAACCAGUGGCUGUGAAAUGGACUGUGAAGCCAACAGUGAUGACUUGCUUUGUUAUCUGAUAGAUGACGGCGGCUUCCUCGUCAUGUCCAAUCAGAAAGACUACUUGAAUAAGAUCGGGAUGUUCUUCGGCGAGGUCGAUGCCACCCUGUUUUACGCCCUCUAUAACAACUCCUUCUACAAACGCAAGCAGUCUUACAACUAUCAGUCGUUGUGUGACCCCGUGCCCAGCAGCAACACAGGGGCCGCCCCGCGAGGAGUGUUUGUGCCUACUAUUGCUGAUGUGUUAAAUGUUGCCUGGUGGACGUCAGCCGCUGCCUGGUCACUGCUGCAGCAGAUGCUGUAUGGAUUCGCCUAUCAGAGUUGGUUCAUGACAGAUGAGGUGGAUGCUGAAGGAAUGGUGUCUAGAGCGACCAGCUGUGUGACGGUACAGACACAGUUUUACUUCAGUAACAUCAGCAGCUCCUACAACAUACUGCAGGACUGUGAUAACUGCUCCAGGUUAAUUCAUGCUAGGAGAAUAAACAACACCAACCUGCUGUUUGUGGUGGCUGAAAAACUGUCCUGCGACUCCUGUGAAAUAGAGAAACUGUCUCAGGUGGAAACAGAAUACAAGGAAAUUAAUACAUGCGAGACAAUAGCCACAGCCCGGUAUAGAAAAGGAACCACGAGCUGUUUCGACUACAGUGUUUUAGAGAACACAUCAGACUGUGGGCGGGGUCACUCGUUCCGCCCCUCCCUCCUCACUUUACUCCUCCUCCAGCUCCUCCUCCUGUGUGUUCUGGCCCACCCCUCUGUUUAAAUCCAUCCUCCUGUCCUCCUGUCCUCCUCUCCCUAAUUCCGCUUUUCUCCUUUAUCUCCCCGUUGCUCUAGUCAUAGGUAAUAUAAUGGGACUUCCUCUUGCCCUUAUACGGAAGUCCAGUCGUGCUGCUUCAUCCACUUAGCUUCACAGGUUGUUGCUUAGUGACCGUUGCAGAACUUUGUCAUCUCCUGCCAAUCAAGAGCAUUUGUGGAAGGAGCUAAAAGUGUCUUUGCGAAAACAGGAAGCUAGCGAUGUGGAAACCGACGGCCAUCUUGGACCAUUGAAGAAAUGGUGGAAAAUGACAUGGACUGUUCCCUCCUGCCUUUGCGGCUGUAAGGGGGUUGGGUUUUGUUUGACUCCGCCUCUAAAGGGAAAGGUCAUCCUCAUCAUCCUCAUCUUCAUUCUGUAACCCGUGUCGCGAGGCUACGGGACAUUCUAACACCAUCUAGCUUCCGGUAAUAAGAAAAUAACCGAAUAAGAACAGAACUUUAAGUGAUUGUCAAAAAAGUAUCAAUAACAACAUGUGAGUAUUAAAAACAUACCUCCAUAUAUUAGGGUAUUUAAUGAGAAAGGGAAGAUGAUAGAUGUUAUUUAUUCAGUUAUCUUUUGUUUAUUUAUGCACUAUAUCUACUUCUUGCCAAAACGAGACUUGUUGUGUGGUCUAACUUUUCUAGCCAAAUUAGGAGGUAAGAAAACCACAGAAAAAGAAAGUAGUGAAAUUAAAGAGGUAUCGCACCAUUCCUUCAUCAGUCACAAGGGCUUCAUAUAUUUAUUAUUUAUAUUUAUAUCACAACCCUGAUCCGAUUAGGUUAGGCUUUUUAUUUGUGUUUAUUAUUUGUAUCACAAGGUAAACUAUAUUAAUGCCUCAGUAAUAUAAUAUUUGCAGCUAAUAUGUAAUAACAUGUUCAUUUUUAAAGGACUAGUUCACCCAAAAAUGACAAUUUUGUUUGAUUUAUUCACCCUCAUGCCGUUCCAAACCUGUUUGCUGUUAUUGUUUCACCAAUGAGAAAUUUUUAAGAAUCAGGAUAGUGACCAUGAUUUCCAGCUCCAAAAAAAAAGUAUCAUAAAAGCAGUCAGCAUGAAGUU